AUGCCUAAGGAAGCUUCUUUCGCUCCCGGUGACUCUGCCAAGGGUGCCAAGCUCUUCCAGACCCGUUGCGCUCAGUGCCACACUGUCGAGGCUGGCGGUCCCCACAAGGUUGGCCCCAACCUGAACGGUCUCUUUGGCCGUAAGACCGGUCAGGCCGAGGGAUACUCCUACACCGACGCCAACAAGCAGGCCGGUGUUACCUGGGACGAGAACACUCUGUUCUCCUACCUCGAGAACCCCAAGAAGUACAUCCCCGGUACCAAGAUGGCCUUCGGUGGUCUGAAGAAGGGCAAGGAGAGGAACGACCUCAUCACUUACCUCAAGGAGUCGACCGCCUAA
This is a messenger RNA of Aspergillus chevalieri, 339 nucleotides long. RefSeq names its product c-type cytochrome (gene CYC1). The transcript has 5 exons. Gene Ontology annotation, biological process: mitochondrial electron transport, cytochrome c to oxygen; mitochondrial electron transport, ubiquinol to cytochrome c. NCBI's taxonomy places the organism in Eukaryota, Fungi, Ascomycota, Eurotiomycetes, Eurotiales, Aspergillaceae. The record is from RefSeq and is a predicted model, not a curated record. Gene Ontology annotation, cellular component: mitochondrial intermembrane space. Gene Ontology annotation, molecular function: electron transfer activity; heme binding. Bases 1 to 339 code for a protein of 112 amino acids.